ACUAUAUUUAAGAAGAUGUUACUAAGAAACGUUUCGUAGCCUUUUUGACUCGCAUUUUCUCUCUUAUUGCAUAACUGUUAAAUCCAAAAAAUUUACAGUCUCUCCCCCUUUCGUUCGUAUUCUUCUCCCGUAACAAAGAGAAAUGAAAAGCCGAGAGACAAAGGUAAAGUACACGGUUCACCGGAAAAUCACCUCCAUAACGGAAAAACCCUUAACCGGUUUCCCCAAAGUUGUCAAAAUCACAGUGACUGACCCAUGUGCCACCGAUUCCUCCAGCGACGAAGAAAACGACAAAACGAUGGCUCCGGCGACGACGACUAGGGUGAAGCGUUACGUGGAAGAGAUUAGGUUCUGCGAUGAGGACGGAGCUGCGAAACGCGAAAAACCGGCGAGAAAAGCGACGAACAAGGCGGCGGAGAACGGUGGUGAUGGAUCGGUGAAGCCAGUGAAGUAUAGAGGAGUGAGGCAGCGACCAUGGGGGAAAUACGCGGCGGAGAUUCGUGAUCCUAAGACUCGUACUCGAAUCUGGCUCGGCACGUUUGCGACGGCGGAGGAAGCUGCCAUGGGUUACGACAGAGCCGCGAUUCAACUCAAAGGUCAUAACGCGCAGACGAAUUUUCUCACUCCUCCUUCUAAUCUCCCGGAAACGCCGGUAAUCGACCUUGAAACUGUCUCCGGUUGCGAUUCGGCGAGAGAAUCUCUAACCAACCUCUGUUCUCCGACUUCUGUUCUCCGGUUUAAUAGCAACGAAGAAACAGAGUACAUAAUAGAGCCCGUCAAACUCGAGUCAAAGGCCGUCGACGAAGAAACUCCGGCGAGUUCUUCGUUAUCUGAUCCGUUUUUCUUGCCUGAUCUGUUUCGCGCCGGAGACUGUUUCUGGGAUUCCGAAAUUGCCCCUGACCCUUUGUUUCUAGACGAAAUCCAGUCGUUACAGACCAACAACACAAUCACUAGUAAGGAUCCGACUUUGUCGGAGAGCUUUCCGCUAAGCGUGAUCGGAGAUUUAAGCUCUUGUUCAUGGGAUGUCGAUGAGUUUUUCCAAGAUCAUUUGUUGGAUUGAGAGUAAGUUCCUUCUCCGGAAUUUUCUUUUUUCGGGUUUGUUUUUUUCGAGUGAUGAGUGUUUUGAUGAUAACGACGGGGAUGUAUCUGGGCCGUCCGUUUUUUCUCUCCCCGUUCGACGAACGUGGACGGCUCCGAUCUGCUGAAGAAGAAGCGUAACGGAUUCUUAUUUUCAUAUUGGGAAUUUUAAUUUAUUAUUGCGAGUAAAUAUAGUAUUAGAUUUUAAGAUGUGAGAGUGAGAGUUUUUUUAGAGGUUUUUAAAUUGGGGAUUUUGGGAGGUUUCUUUGUUGUUUUCAUUUAUCUCCGAGUCUGUCACUAUGCAAGGAAGCAGUAUAUUGACCGUAUAUUAUUAAA
Molecule: messenger RNA, 1413 nt
Organism: Eutrema salsugineum
Lineage: Eukaryota; Viridiplantae; Streptophyta; Magnoliopsida; Brassicales; Brassicaceae
Product: ethylene-responsive transcription factor CRF5
Exons: 1
Coding region: 143-1060 (305 amino acids)
Biological process (GO): regulation of DNA-templated transcription
Molecular function (GO): DNA-binding transcription factor activity; DNA binding
Source: RefSeq, a predicted model, not a curated record